Trematosphaeria pertusa is the source of this 1880-nucleotide messenger RNA. RefSeq names its product aldehyde dehydrogenase. Lineage: Eukaryota; Fungi; Ascomycota; Dothideomycetes; Pleosporales; Trematosphaeriaceae. Gene Ontology annotation, molecular function: aldehyde dehydrogenase (NAD+) activity. The record is from RefSeq and is a predicted model, not a curated record. Bases 1 to 1461 code for a protein of 486 amino acids. The transcript is spliced from 3 exons.
AUGGAGCACCACUUCUACAACAUUGUCGGUGCAGAGCGGCGAGACGGCCAAAACUGCACCCGUGUGACAUGCCCACGGACAGGAGAAGCUCUUUGGGAAGCUCCUCUGGCUUCCAAAGAAGAUCUGGAGGAUGCUGUGAGCUCUGGUAGAGCUUCUGCGAGGUCUUGGGGCAAUGCCAGCCUCCAUAUCCGUCAGAAUCUGCUCCGUGACUUUGCUCUCGAGCUCACAGCGUGGGCGAAAUCUUUAUCGCCAAUUCUUGCAAGAGAGACUGGGAAAUCGGUAAGUCAAACAAAGAGGCUCUGCCAUGUCGGCAGCCAGCGCUGUGAAUGCUCUGACCACCUCGAAUCAUCCCAAUCGCUCGACGAUGAAGUAGUCUACGAGGAUGCAACGGUCAAAGUGGUGGCAACCCAUAUGCCGCUAGGUUUGGUCGCCGCCAUCUGCCCGUGGAAUUUCCCAUUGGUCCUCGCCAUGGGUAAAAUUGCUGCAGCGCUUCUGACCGGAAACUGUGUGAUUGUCAAGCCGUCUCCGUUCACACCGUAUACAACAAUGAAGGUUGUCGAAUUAGCCCUGGAUGUCUUCCCCCCCGGCGUCUUACAGGUGCUGCAUGGAGAGGCCGACCUGGGGCGAGAGCUCACUAUACAUCGAAGCAUAGAUAAAAUAACCUUCACGGGCUCCACGGCAACCGGCAAGAAGAUCAUGGAGAGCGCGGCGUACACGCUGAAAAACAUGACACUGGAACUUGGGGGCAAUGAUGCCUCAAUCGUUUGCGACGACGUCAACGUAUCAGCUGUGGCACAUGAGGUCGCUCAGGGGUGUCUCUUCCACUCUGGCCAAAUGUGCGUAGCAACAAAACGUGUCUACGUACACAAAUCCAUUUACGAGGCUUCCCUUAGAUGUCUAGUGAAGGAAUUCGAACUGUUCAUCACGGGCACUCCAAGAGAUACCCCUUCGAUCUUCGGCCCUCUUCAAAACAGUGCCCAGUUCACCAUUGUCAAGGAGCUUAUAGAUGAUUGCAAGGCUCGAGCCUAUCGGUUUGCCACUGGCGGGAAGGUUGAAGAGGGUCCAGGUCUAUGGAUUCAGCCUACAAUCGUCGACCGCCCUCCCGACGAAUCAUCAAUCGUUUCCGAAGAGCAAUUCGGUCCGAUAACACCCGUUCUAGAAUGGGAGACCGAGGAAGAAGUAAUCAGCCGGGCAAACAACACCCGCUCUGGCCUCGGGGCGUGCGUCUGGUCUGCCGAUAUCACUCGAGCUGAGCGCAUAUCCCGAAAGCUUCAGGCCGGGACUGUAUGGGUGAACAGCUUUGAAAAGCCGCUUCCCAUGGCAUACUUCUCCGGACACAAGGAUAGCGGCGUAGGAGGUGAAUGGGGCAGGCAGGGAUUGCUUUCCUAUUGUUAUACCCAAUCACUACAUGUGUACAAGGACAACGUGCUAACCGCUGCUGAAGCAUUGGUUCUGCCAUGAUCCUGAUUGGAAUGAUUUGUACUCAGAAACGUAUAGACAGGGCCAGUGCCGAGAGGUUCUCAAGAGCUUUCAUAGAUGUAAUAGGCUGAUCCUUUGCAGUGACGUGAUGAUGCUAUGAAUUUCGCUCAUGUCUGAAUCAUAUUUGAUUGGAAGCCCGGCUGGUGUCUCGAUUUCGCUGCUGCCGGCGACGACUUGGUCUUCGGUGGAGUUGCGUGGAGAACCGUGCAGGUGGGCUACAGUAGCUUUGACCAGGAGCCAAAACUCCGUAGCAUGUCGAAUAAAUCCAGGGCGUAACCACAUGUUUGCUAGAAUAUCCGGACCAUUGUCGCUGGGCGUGUUUGUGGUUCGGUUUGCAAGCCAGAAUCGUUUCCAGUUGGCAAUCCCCGUAUGGAUCGGCAAUCCCCGCAUGGAUCGGGAAC